UACCGCUAACCCUACUUCUACAAAAAAGUUUUGCUGUUCGGGAAGUUUUUACUUACAUUAGCCAUUAUAAAAACAGCUACAGUAGUACAUACCCACAUAUACAUAAACGGGCCGGUAGCAAAUGUGGUGUAAACUGCGUGAUUAUACACUGCUGUGCUGCGUAGUGUCACAGAAAUACCCGUUAGCUAAAGUUAGUUUGUUUUGCUAUCUGUAGCCUCAUAGUAAAUUACGUAAGGCUUAUUUAAAUGUCAUGGUCGCGUAGUUUAACACUCUUCCGGCAGAACAGGCUACAAAAAUACCCAACGUCAGCAGUGUAAGUGGCAUAAUACAUGUUUUUAAGCAGUAUAUUUGACUAUUAUACGUCCUGUGCGGCUAGCCUUCGAGCUAAGCUAACUAGCUAAGUUUUGGGUAACUUUGUACUACAACUUUAAGGGACCAUCAGCAAACUUGCAAGCACCAUGAGUGGGAGGGUUGUCCGCAGCCAUUGCCUUACUGCGCCACUUUAAGUGAAAUGGGAAGCCUUGAAACCUCCAUGUUUGUAUCUUGAAAUUGCGAGCGGAGUUGAGCACCAUAUUGAAUCAAAGUUGCCAUCUCCUUGACAAAUAUUUUAUUAAGUUUCACAGUUCAAACUUUAGCGUGUAUCCGACAUCGGACGUGUAAUGGGCGCACUGUAAGAUACUUUUUGCGAUGUUUCCCGGGGCGCUUCGGUUUCUUUUCCGUACAUGUUAAGUGGUUUAAUACACCGAGUCAGCGAACCAUCUCUAACUUCAAAGUGUGAGGUCAGCACUGUGGAUCAGACCUAGAUGUGAUGGACAAUCCGUCUUCAAUAAUCACCCAAGUCAGCCGGGAUGAAGAGGGGAGUAAAUCCGCUGGGGAGAAGGGCUCUUCCCCAGCUCCUUCCUCCAAGAAGCCCAGGAGCCGCGGCCUCUUCUCCAGCCUCUUCUGCUGCCUGUGUAGAGACCAGCCCGACCCCCCGCCGGUCAACAACAACGCCCCCCUGCUGGUGGAGGAGAACGGAAGCGUCUCCAAGGUAAAGCCACUUCUGCCUCCAGUGAAGUCAAAAGACUCGGGAAAGAUCUGUGUGGUUAUAGAUCUGGACGAGACGUUAGUUCACAGCUCCUUUAAGCCUGUGAACAAUGCAGAUUUCAUCAUUCCUGUGGAAAUAGAUGGAACAGUACACCAGGUGUACGUGCUGAAGCGGCCGCAUGUCGACGAGUUCCUGAAGAGAAUGGGGGAGCUGUUUGAGUGCGUCCUGUUCACUGCCAGUUUAGCCAAGUACGCAGACCCCGUAUCCGACCUCCUGGACAAGAGGGGCGCUUUCCGAUCCCGCCUGUUCCGGGAGUCGUGCGUCUUCUACCGAGGAAAUUACGUCAAGGACCUGAGUCGCCUGGGCCGCGACCUGAAUAAAGUCAUCAUCAUUGACAACUCCCCCGCCUCCUACAUCUUCCACCCCGACAACGCAGUGCCUGUGGCUUCGUGGUUCGAUGACAUGUCCGACACGGAGCUCCUGGACCUCCUGCCUUUCUUCGAGAGGCUGAGCAAAGUGGAUAAUGUCUACACGGUGCUCAAGCAACAAGGGACCGAGAGUUAACGGUGUUCUCAUCUCAGCUCUGAACAAAACGGCGUACAGAUAUUAAAAAAAACACCCACACCGGAGAGGCUCCAGCUCUCACUGCCAACCAGACUGCUUCACAGCCGACCGAGCCUUCACCUCCCCAGUAUCACAACAACACUUUCGGGAGUCUUCAGUGACUUCAAUGGCGUCAUCACUGCCACCUCCUGGUCAAACAGAAAACUCCUCUGAAAAUCAGCUUGUAACUUUCCCCCUAGGAAAGCAUGGAUGAAUGUUUUAGGACAUUUCUGCAGUGUCACUGAACUUGCAAAGUUUGUAGCCAUGAAUCCUCUGGACACAGACUGGGUACUGGACUUCUCUCCUCAGUUCACAACAUGCAGGAUUUUGGUAAGCAGGAAUCUAGUGAAAAAGGAAUUUCCGGUAAAGAUUUAUGUACAAAUAAUCUUUUUCGGUCUUGCCAUUGAAAAGAAGAGGGUGUACACGCACUGUAGAUGUCUGUUUUUGAACAAAGUUAACAUUCACACCCUAAUUUUCUUCAGGCAGGUGAUCCCUCUUUGUCAUUUUAGUGAUUUUAAAGCAAUAUGAUCAAGUAUUUUGGAAUAAUCAUGACAGUGUUAUGGAUGAAUCUGAUGAAAAGAAAUAUGAUCAGGAGUUUAUAAUUCACUAAGGAUUGGACAGCACUUUAUAAGUGCAGUCCCCCCUCUCAGUGCUAUUGAACUGUGGGAAUUUAGGUCAGAGAAAAUCAAUAUACACGUCUAAUCCAUUUGAAAAAGUGUUAUAAGUGGGAAUAGAGCCCUAUUAAACAAGCAGUAGACACUAAUAAGAAAUCAAACCAUCUGCACAUGACAGUGAUAGGGCAGCUGAUUUGGAAAGGUGGUUUAAAGCCUGAUGGACAGCCAAAAUGUGAAACAGUUGGCCCCAGAGACAGAAGGACCAGGUUUAUUUCUCUGGGUUCUGUUUCUCGUUUUAAAGCCACUGACGAAACUUGAAUUUCUCGCAGCAUAUACAGGCUGCUUUAGCGGCAGUAUGAUGCAGAAAAGGUCACAGUUUGGCUGGUCUUGAGCUUCAAAGUGCAUUUUCUUUUUCCCUAAGCGGUACGCAUAGGCUGGAAACUUGUUCAGGACUUUAUAAUAACAUGUGUGUCGAGGGAGGAGCUGCCUUAAAAAUGUUUCACAUAGUCCAGAAUCAAAGGAAAGAUCCACACUGUGACACUUUUAAUAACCAGCUAUAGGUGACCUCUUUUCUGUUGUUUUGAUGGAUUCUGUUGGAUUGACAUGACAGGUGAUGUAGUUCUAGUGCAGCUACAAUUGGGUUAAAUAGAGAACAAAACCUCUAGACAGUCAAAAUACUGCUUAUUGUUCACUCAAAACCACCAACAUAAAUAGAAGUUUAUCAAAAAAUAAUGAUUUGACGGUGGAAUUUUCCUUGAAAACUCAUUGACCACAUGGGGUCGUACACAUUUAAAUUUGUAUAUUUUUUAUAAGCUCUAUAUUGGUGAUGUUGGUCCAGCAGCUUGUUUGAGCUGCGUUAUUUUCCCCCUCAUAUGCGUUGACAAUACCAUGCGUUGACACCGAUGAAUGAAACCGUGGAUUUGGCGAAGAGCGUCGAUAGCAGGGACAGGGAUGACAAUUGAAUCCGCCAUUUAAGAGCUAUCACAUUAUUUUUCUAUGUUUAACAAAUUCUUGUCAAUCAAAUUUCUUUCCUACAUAACUGAUUCCUUUUCCUCACCCAGGAGUGGUCCUCAUAUACAAUAUUUUGCCAUUAGUUUUCCAAUUGCGGAAAUAUUUUUCUUGCAGUUUUUAUGCAAGACCUGGUUGGUUACCUCGUAUUUUAAUAGGUAAUAAAUGUAUCAGAAACACCAGCAAAUUACUAAAAUGAUAGCAUGAUACUGUUGUAGGCACAUAACAGGGUUAUCAUUUUUGGUGUGUGUUUUAUGUAAACCGUCAUCACAUAUCUCAAUUAGAUUGCUAUUGUUUUUUUUUAUUCAUUGGCAAACAGGAGUAUUAAUAGGAAGUCAUUUUGAUAUAAAACCAGCGAUGUGUCACUACAGGGACCCAUUCACUGAUACUGUACUUCUCACACAUUCAGUAGAUAUGUAUAUUUUGUUUUGCACAAUAAUAAAGCAAACAAAUGUUCAUUAAUAUAUGGAAUAUUCAUGUUACUGUACUCAUGAUUGAAUAGAUGUAACCUUUAAUUUUUCUUGACCUGUUUUAUCAUACCAAAUUAUAUAUGGACUGUAUGUAAUAAUGUCAUUUCCCCCGCAUAAAUGCUAAGUGAAAAAUGG
This is a messenger RNA of Eleginops maclovinus (Patagonian blennie), 3857 nucleotides long. RefSeq names its product CTD (carboxy-terminal domain, RNA polymerase II, polypeptide A) small phosphatase 1 (gene ctdsp1). The record is from RefSeq and is a predicted model, not a curated record. The coding region runs from base 809 to 1591 and encodes 260 amino acids. The transcript has 7 exons. Gene Ontology annotation, molecular function: RNA polymerase II CTD heptapeptide repeat phosphatase activity. Lineage: Eukaryota; Metazoa; Chordata; Actinopteri; Perciformes; Eleginopidae.